AUGAUGAGUAGUUUGUCUCUAGGCGAUGACUCCCUUACAAGCAGUAAGAAGGAACAAGAUUCGCUCGAAGAUAAAAAUUUAAAAGGAAACUUAGGUAAACAAGAGGAUAAUAAUAAAAUAGGUGGAGUUGACAUUGAGAGAGAAGCAGAUGCUCAAAGUUUAGACUUAGAUGAUGAGAUAAAUAGCAUAUUAAAUGAUAAUGAGGAAAACCAUAAGGCACAUAGGAAACAAGGUGCUGAGACUAAAAACGACGAGGAUAUAGCUACGCAGAUGAGUUUACCGGAUUUGCAAGAUUUAGAUAUUGGGCCGCUAGAUAAAAUACAGAACCCAAUGAACAAGAUUGUACUCGAUUUUGAUGAUACCAGUAAAACUGUCAGCAAUUCUCAAUCUCCCAAUCCAGUUGACGAAGAGACGUAUGACAGAUACAAAAAUUCAACAUCACAAGUGGAUAUAAGAAGAAACCUGUCGCUAGUGCCGAUAACGAGUGAGGCGGCCUUGGGGUCUUCCAAUCAUGAAGAUGAUAAGGAUAGCUCUAAGAUUUCUGCGUAUGCGAGACUAGAUUUUGAAAACUUCACCUUUUUCGUGCAAACUUUGCAAGUAAUAUUGGGAAGAAAGUCUAACGACGAGUUAUUGCAGAGUUCGCAUCAUGCAGUUGACGUCCACUUAAGUUCUACAAAGGCAAUAUCUAGAAGACAUGCGAAAAUAUUCUAUAAUUUCGGCACACAACGAUUUGAAUUAUCAGUAUUGGGAAGAAAUGGUGCAUUUGUCGAUGAUGCAUUCACAGAAAAGGGAAUAACAGUUCCAUUGGCUGAUGGAACUAAAAUACAGAUAGGCGAUAUACCUUUCGCCUUCGUGCUACCUUCGAUUGAUUCCAACACUAAUGACAAUUCAGCGGGAACUGCUAAACAAUUCAAUCCUAGUGAUGCAAUUAACUUAAGGUCAAACCUCUAUAAGGUUUCAGAGUCUCCUUCGAAGAAUGAUCAAAAGCCAAAACAAUCAAAGGAAGCCGAUAAACCAAGAGAAGAAUCUAAGUCUAACAUACUGCAGUCUCCAUCAAAUUCAAAUUCAGAUAAUUCUAGUCAUACUUCACGGAGGACGUCGCAGUCCAAAUCUAAUACAUCAAGACGAUUGUCGGGUGCCAGGAAGAAGUCAGUUACCAAUGAUGAAAUUGAUGACAUAUUAAAUGAAUUGGAAACGAAUUCUAUCAACGCAAUAGAUGAAGAAGAAUCCGAAUUACUUGAUUCAGAAAUUCAAUCUAUCUUAAAUGAUCCUGAUAGCCAUGGUCAAGACGAAGAGAUGGAUUUAGACGAAGAGAAUUUACUAAAGCUAACUCAAUUUAAUGAAGCUUCAAAUGAAGAAGACGAAAUAGAUAAGUUAGUUCAGCAGCAUAAUCUUGAACAAGGUGUGACAUGGGAUGAAGAUGAACUAGAUAGGGAAGAUGAAAAUGAUGAUGAUAUGCAUGAUAUUGAUUUAGAUUUAUCAGUCCUAGAUCAAGAGAUCGCAACUCUAGCUCCUCUAAUAGAUGCACACCACCAGGACUUAAUGAAAGAGAAGGAGGAAAAGAGAAAACAGUUAGAACAAGAAAAAAGGAAAAAAGAACUGCAACAACUUAGGAAGAUGGCCGGGAAAAAGCUACCAUUUAAUAAGCCAAAGGUCAAACCAAGCACAGGGUCUGUAUCGCAGCCGCCUACUCGUUCAACUCCACUCAUGGGGAAGCCUGCAGUUCCAAGAAUGGGACGUCCAGCUUCUAUCCAGCCUCCUGCAUCAAGAUUAUAUGGUAGGCAAGCGCCGAUAAAUGGAUUGUCUAAGGCUCAAUUGGUAGAUAAUAGAUUAACAACGAUGUCCUCUCCGUUAGCUGGCCUUCCAACGCAUCUAGUUGCUCAAGGAUCAGCGAAUUCAGGAUUGCCAUUGAAAAUCGCUCAGGGUACCCAUCAUUCUAUGGCACAUUUAGUCAACAGCCAGAUGUCAAAGCCAUUGAUGCCUCCUAAGCCACCGGCUCCAAAACUUGAUGUUCAACUCCAAACAAUAACUUCAUCAACAUCUUCUACUAUUCGAAUCCCUAUACGAGCAAUCACUAUAGACUCUAAAGUAGAAUUACCUCCUGUAUGUGUGCCAAAGAAUUUAACUGAACAAAAGGACACACCGAAGGUUCCUAAAAGAAGGAAAGAUAUCAACCAGAUUAAAAAAGCUGCUAAAAGUAUUUAUACAAUUGAUGAAAUCCCAGAACAUUAUAGGAUUAAACCAACGUUAUCAUAUCCUUUAAUGAUUACGAACGUCUUAAAGUCUAAAGGUGGGGAUAUAGGCUUAACACUUUCUGAAAUAAAUGAAUCAAUCAAAGAAAUUUAUCCAUACUACAAAUAUUGCCCUGACGGCUGGCAGGCGUCGGUGAGCCAUAAUGUUACUUUGAAUAAAAUAUUCAAGAGGAUAUCCAAAAAAGAAUAUGAUGCAAAUUGGACAUGGGGAAUAGAUGACGCCUAUAUUGCGGAAAGAGAAAAAGUGAAACAGAAACAACAAGAAAUGGCCGCGGCAAAGGCUAAGGCAGCAGCUAUCAAGGCAGAAGAAUUAAAACAGAAGCAGAGGUUGGAAGCACAGCAAGGCACUACCCACAAUAUUGUUGGAAGAAACUUUGCUUCUCCUUAUGGGUUAUCUCCAUUGAAUGCUGGACUCCGAAUGCCGCAAUCACAAUUCAUUUCUCAACUCCAACAAAAGCAAAUGGGUAGUGCUAACACUAACGGUCAAAAACCAAAGACAAUUGCGGAACUUGCCAGUGAAAUUAGGAGGGACGGCUUGAUUGGGUCUAAAGCACCACUAUAUUUUAAACCACAAUCAACUUUACAAGUAAAUAGUAGUGGUGAAUUAGUGAAGCGUAAUGACAUACCUGCUACAGUUUCUUCUCCUGCCGCUUCUACCGUAUCACAGCAACCACAGGUAACUACCAAUACAAUCAAAGCACAGCUAGCUGCCAAUAGAUCACAAUCCCCAUCUUCGCUAUCACCAACAUCACAAGGGACUCAUACACUGUCCGAAGCAAAGCCCAAGAUGAAUCAAGACACAAAGAAAUCGUUAGCGUACUUGCAAAAGGAGUUAUUCACAUUAUAUAAGGCAAGGAAGCUAUCGUAUAAUACUGCGACCACAACUGAAGUCAUUACGAAAGCUCUUGCCACUACUAUCGCACAAGUGAACAUCAUCGGUGUUAAAGCAGGAUGCGGUGAUAAUGCUUUAAGUUUUUUGGUUGAAAAGGCUCCUCAACAAGUGAGCAAAAUUUUGGAUAUUGCAUUAACUAAAUCUAUUAAAGAAAAGCAAGGAACGUUAUCUUCUAGACCUGCAAGCAGAGGAAACACACCAGGCCCAACAUCACAUUCAUUAGCAUCCAGCCCUGAGAAACAAAUCUCAAGCAUGGUAAAUACUCCACAAUUGGCAGGGUCUCCUAAACCUUCCUCUCUGGCAGCAUCACCGAUUGAAAAAUUAGGUGAACAACUCACGACAUCAUCACACAAAUCCGAAUCAGUUGCAUACUCAAAUAGUAAAGAAAAUACCCCUAAUGCACUGGGUGAAUUGGCGAAUGAUAUGCCUAAACCAAAUCAACUGAGCGGUAUUAAGUCAGAGUCUCCUAGUGCGUCACCAUCGUUAACCAGGCCACCAGUAUAUAAAUCCGGGUUGUCGAAACCUCCGACUUUUUUUGGAAAGUCAGAAUCAUCAUCGCCUUCUCAGUCUGCAUUUGCUAGUGCAUCAUAUUCGUCUGGAGCCGGGUUACCAAAGCCGCAAAGCUUUUCAAAGCCAAGUGCCUUAUCCAAUCCUCCACGAUUUUUAUCAAAUAAACCUGCAAGGCCUUCUUUUCACGGAAACAAAGACGAAACUGCUGUUCCAAGACCCCCAUCAUUCACUUCAGGCUCUUUUCCAUCUACAAAAGGCCAAAAUAAUUCUACUACUGCCACAAAUUCACCUAAUAUAAGAGAAACACCUACUGGUGACAGCGUUGCUGAACAGGCGACAGUUGCCAAUGCACCAGGCACAAAAAGAUCCGCAAGUGAUGAAGGCAACGUUGAAGAAAAACUUGAAGACAAUUCAAGAAAAAUAAUUAAAAUAGAAUGA
Molecule: messenger RNA, 4092 nt
Organism: Debaryomyces hansenii CBS767
Lineage: Eukaryota; Fungi; Ascomycota; Pichiomycetes; Serinales; Debaryomycetaceae
Gene: FHL1
Product: Fhl1p
Exons: 1
Coding region: 1-4092 (1363 amino acids)
Biological process (GO): regulation of ribosomal protein gene transcription by RNA polymerase II
Cellular component (GO): nucleus
Molecular function (GO): protein binding; DNA-binding transcription factor activity; sequence-specific DNA binding
Source: RefSeq, a predicted model, not a curated record